AUGAAAGACGAGCGCGGAAUUUACGAACCACAACUGCAAGAGGAUCGCUCUGGCCACGGCAUGAAGUCCUCAGGCCCGAGUCGCGUCACCAUCGUCAAUCCACGAGACCAGAUCCCCCCCGACACGCCCAUUCGGACAGGCGCCGAGGACGAGACUACGACCGAGACCGUUCGCCCGACGACAGAACUUCACGACGCAGAGAAGGGACCGCACCUGGCUCCGCCCGAGCCUGGGGAUAAGGCUCGUCGACGCAGUCGGAGUCGAGGCCGUCGAGACUCGCCACACUCACCGUCCAAGAGGCAUCGCAGCCGCAGCCGCUCCCCGGGCCAUCGCCAUCGGAAGAAAUCCAAGAGGCACAGUAGCUCUUCACACCGUGCUCGCGACUACGACGAGUCGGCAUCGUCGAGGCACCGUCGCCGACACUCCCCGCACCGUCGUCGGAGAAGCCCGACCCGAGUUCACGCGUCCCCGAGGCGACGGGACGGCGACGACGACGAAGAGCGCUCACCGCGUCAAAGGCGCUACUCCGGACCCGAAUCCCCCAUGGACACCGGAUCUUGUCGCUUCCGUCGCGACUCACAGUACUCCAUGUCGGACGCCCCGCGUGGCCCCCAUAGCCGCUCGCCAGUCCCGAGCGGUCGGCACGAAUCCAGGGCUCGACGCCCAGACUCCCGCGAUAGACACGGCCCGGCCCCUGCAUUGAGAAAUCCCUCUGCAUCCGGCCUUGGUCGUCGGCCGAGCUCAAACGAUGCCCCUCGCUCGCCCAGAGCUCACCGAGACCAACGCCGCCGUCGCCACCAGGAGACGCCCGAGCACUGGAGCUCUACGCGGUCCGAUGUCGAUGACGAGAUGGCAUCCCGCGGAGGCUACCGGGAUGUACCCGUAGCUGGCUACCAGCCGGCAUACUCGCAGCAAAGGCCCCAGUAUCACAACGACCCUCGAGGCUAUUCUCAAUCACCGCAGCCCCCACACCCGUAUCGUGACUCACCAGGUCAUUCGCCGUAUGGAGGAGGUGGCGGCGGCCGCUCGGGCUGGGGCAGCAAUUUUUCUCCCUCACACCAAUAUCCUCCACCAUAUACCCAGGGCUCCGGCAGUUAUGGGCCACCUGCUGGGUUUUCCGGGCCCUAUCCCCCUGAACGGCCACGCUCACCUCCCCAGGGUCCCCACCGUGGAUCAUCUCGGGGCCGCGGUUUCAGGACGUCUUCUUUCAGCAGCGGCGGCCGGCAGAGAGGACCCGAUGCCGACUCAGGAGGACACUGGGAUGUGCCUUCGGAUUCUGGGCGAGACCGCCGCCCCUUUGACGAGGCACCUCCUGCCGCCAACGGCGAUGGCAGACCGAGUCCGGACGACGUCGACAUGGACAGACCUCCAUCGGACGACCAGGCCGACGUCCCGCCACCGCCCAAGCAACAGGACCAGGACGGCGCUCAGGGGCGACCGCCCGCUUCGGGAUCGGGCAAGUUCAGCUUCGCCUUCAAACCGUCAAAGCCCGCCACAGCAGCUGCGCCGAAGCCGGAGAUAUCGCAGAAGCUCAACGCGGUGGCACCUAGGAAGGUGUCACUGGACAGGAGCCAGUCCGGCCGGGCGCCGCCGCCGUCUGCGCCUACAGAGCCAGCAUCGGCGCGUGCUCGGUACGAGCCUAGCAAGGCGCCGCCCGAGGGACCGAGAGCGGUGCCCCGGACGCGCAAGGUGAAGAAGAUGAUCCGUCGACCCAAGCCGCGGCCAACACUAGCGCCCGAGCACGCCGCGUCGGACUCGGUCUUCUUCCGCAAGCCGGGCAACGAGUCCGUCGUCGGGUCGGGCACGUACGGCAAAGUCUUCAAGGGCCUCAACGUGUACACCAAAGACCUCGUGGCGCUAAAGCGCAUCCGCAUGGAAGGCGAGCGGGAUGGCUUCCCGGUGACGGCGGUGCGCGAAAUCAAGCUCCUCCAGUCGCUGCGGCACGCCAACAUUGUCAACCUGCAGGAGGUCAUGGUGGAGCGCAACGACUGUUUCAUGGUGUUCGAGUACCUGUCACACGACCUGACGGGCCUGCUCAACCACCCGACCUUCAAGCUGGACGAGUCGCAGAAGAAGCACCUGGCGAGCCAGCUCCUUGAGGGGCUAGACUACCUGCACACGCGCGGCGUGCUGCACCGCGACAUCAAGGCGGCCAACGUGCUCGUGAGCUCGACCGGCGUCCUGAAGCUGGCCGACUUCGGCCUCGCCCGUUUCUACGCCAAGCACCACAACCUCGACUACACCAACCGCGUCAUCACCAUCUGGUACCGGUCGCCCGAGCUUCUGCUGGGCGAGACGCGCUACACGGCGGCCGUGGACGUCUGGAGCGCGGCCUGCGUCAUGGUCGAGAUCUUCUGCCGGUCCGCCAUCUUUCCCGGCGACGGCACCGAGCUCAGCCAGCUGGACAAGAUAUACGCCAUGAUGGGCACGCCCACCCUGGCCGACUGGCCCGGACUCGUGGACAUGGCGUGGUUCGAGCUUCUCAAGCCGACCGUCAAGCGACGUAGCAUGUUUGCCGAGAAGUACAAGGCCAGGCUGUCCCCCGCGGCGUUCGACCUCGUCCUGAAAAUGCUUCACUACGACCCCGCAAAGAGGCCUACUGCCGCCCAAGUCUUGAGUCAUGCUUACUUUGUCGAUGAGGAGCCUCUUCCCAAGCAAGCAAUCGAACUCACAGGUCUAGGCGGCGACUGGCACGAAUUCGAAUCAAAAGCCCUCCGUAAGGAGAAUGAACGACGAGAAUUCGAAGCACGCAAGGCCUCGUCGGCUCGUGAUAAUAACAAUCACAACCAUACCGUUAACAGCAACAACGACAACAGCAACAGCAACAACAGCAACAACAACAGCAACAGCAACAGCAACAACAACAGCAACAACAACAACAGCAACAACACUACUACAACCACCACCAUUACCAAUACUAAUACCAAAAAGAGGUCAGCGGAGGGAGAUGGAGAUGAGAAUGGCUCUUCACAGCAGAAGAACAGAUCACAGCCUGUUAAGAAGUUGCAUGUUGAGGAUGAUGGUGCAGAUGUACCUGUAUGA
Messenger RNA from Geosmithia morbida, 3042 nucleotides. RefSeq lists its product as uncharacterized. The transcript has 5 exons. Gene Ontology annotation, molecular function: cyclin binding; ATP binding; cyclin-dependent protein serine/threonine kinase activity. NCBI's taxonomy places the organism in Eukaryota, Fungi, Ascomycota, Sordariomycetes, Hypocreales, Bionectriaceae. Gene Ontology annotation, cellular component: cyclin/CDK positive transcription elongation factor complex; nucleus. Gene Ontology annotation, biological process: transcription elongation by RNA polymerase II; positive regulation of transcription elongation by RNA polymerase II; protein phosphorylation. The record is from RefSeq and is a predicted model, not a curated record. Bases 1 to 3042 code for a protein of 1013 amino acids.